Porites lobata is the source of this 3522-nucleotide messenger RNA. NCBI's taxonomy places the organism in Eukaryota, Metazoa, Cnidaria, Anthozoa, Scleractinia, Poritidae. The record is from the annotation of a GenBank genome assembly.
UUAUGCUCGCUCUCCGCGGAUUCGGCGGGCCAACUGAAUGUCCUUUGGCAUGAUGGUGACGCGCUUGGCAUGGAUGGCGCACAAGUUGGUGUCUUCAAAGAGACCAACCAGGUAAGCUUCGCUAGCUUCUUGAAGAGCCAUCACAGCAGAGCUCUGAAAACGCAGGUCGGUCUUAAAAUCUUGAGCGAUUUCUCGCACAAGACGCUGGAAGGGCAGCUUGCGGAUGAGCAGCUCGGUAGAUUUCUGGUACCGACGGAUUUCACGAAGAGCGACAGUACCAGGCCUGUAACGAUGAGGUUUCUUGACUCCUCCAGUGGCAGGCGCACUCUUACGAGCUGCCUUUGUGGCGAGCUGUUUUCGUGGAGCUUUUCCACCAGUUGAUUUACGAGCAGUUUGUUUUGUACGUGCCAUCCUCAAUUCUAACCGAAAAUAGACGGAAAUGGUAAAAGAUUUUCUAAACAAUAAUUUUAUACUUAGCGGGCUUCCUUCCGAUUGGUCAAAAACUAUGCGAUUUCAUUGGACAACCAAUACUACUAGUAAAAUAUUUACCCGUGUUGUUGUGUUUCUAUCCGUAGAUUUUACCAAUUCACUGGAUUAAUGGAAAUUGGAAAUACAAAUUUUUCGUCCUAAAUAAUUAGAAAGUAUCAUACUAAAAGCAGUCGAAGAGUUAUAAGACAGGUUUUUUAGUGACUCCGACUAUUAUUUUCCCUUUUAACCUGUUCGCACUUCCCUUGCGAAGCAUAAGUAUGGUAAUAAUUACCUUGACCUCUUAGCUCUUUUGUCCGCACUAACCAAUAGAGAAGCACAUCUUAUUAUUUGUUCUGGGGUGUUUUCAGUGAGGUCAUUCUUUGCGGUAUAAAUUCUGUGAGAUUCGUUGGUCAAGGUAUUGUAGUCAGAAUCUUACGAAGCUAUCAACAUGUCUGGUCGAGGCAAAGGAGGCAAAGGUCUAGGAAAAGGAGGCGCCAAGCGUCACCGAAAGAUCCUGCGUGACAACAUCCAAGGCAUCACCAAGCCAGCUAUCCGUCGUCUUGCACGCCGUGGCGGUGUCAAGCGAAUCUCUGGUCUAAUCUACGAAGAGACUCGUGGUGUUCUCAAGGUUUUCCUAGAGAAUGUAAUCCGUGAUGCUGUGACCUACACCGAGCACGCCAAGCGCAAGACUGUCACCGCCAUGGACGUGGUGUACGCACUCAAACGUCAGGGACGUACUCUCUACGGAUUUGGCGGUUAAAUCUUCACGCUACACUCUCAAACCAACGGCUCUUUUAGGAGCCACCACAUCUUUAAAAGUCAUUGCCAAUAAAGUUUUGUCCUAUCAAACUCAAAUUUGUUUGCGGGAUUAAAUUAUAGAAGAAUACAAUACAGAUCGGCUUGCAGUAGUGAAAGCCUAACUUUGGCUUUAGCUGGAAGAUCUAGUUUCAGAAGUUCGUAAUUCGCCUUGUGACCUGCAAAUAAGCUAACAUAUGAGAAUGUAAUUUUGGAAGAGGAAUAGACGUUAAAAUAUUCGCGCGGUUUUAACGGUCAAAUGAAUUUUGAAAAUUGCGUCGAGGCAGGAGCGUUCUGCUUUCAACAUUCCUUCGCCAGGAGGAAACGUCCCUUGCCCCGAGGAGCUAGGAGAAACGGCUGUAUUCGCAGGUUCUGAUUUAGACUGCAAAACAGUCGGUUUUUUUCUCAAAAUCAGUAAAGAAAUCGGUAAAGCGUGGCGUAAGAGCCUCACACGCCCGUCUCUCCCCAGUCUCGCUCUCUGUUUUCAGCUUCGUUCCAGACCUUUUGUUUGACUGCUCGCGCGUACUUGAAUACGCAAAAAUACGGACUGUUUUGCAGUCUAGUUCUGAUUAAAAAAAAGAAAUGGUACCGUUAGGAAAGGGAAGAUGGCGCGCUUCCUGCGCGCCCGAAAUUCACUUCCCUUUCGAACGCCUGUCACGGAGGCUAAGUCAAACCCCGUUAAUACGGACACAGAGUGGGCCAUAGAAAGUGUCCGUAAAUAUAUAGCGGAUUGAUUUUUAAUAAGAGAAAAUGUUUAAAAUGAGCUUUCUUUCCCCAGGGACAAGGCAAACUGUCCGUUAUAAUGAGGUGUCCGAAUGAAGCGUAUAUAGCCGGAGCAGACGCAUUUUUCGGCUCUUGCUUCGUGCGGGGUUUGAAUGUAGUUCCACCACAUAAACCCUCUCUCACAGUAUUUUGGAAAAUGUAAGUGGCAUUUCUCGUACCGAUUCUGAUGGCCUGUGGUUUAGCUAAUUUCAGGGAUAAAAAGUUACUUAAAAUUUGUGUAUCAUCGAACCACUACUCGGUAGCUCUUUUGCCGUCAGCGAUGUAAAAUCAUAUUGAACCUGUGUGUCUUAAAAGAAAGAUUGUAAAAAAAUAAAUUGCAACACCCGUGCAUGAUACUGUGGAAAGUAACUCUGUUGAUCAUGACUUUUAUCAUAUUUGGUGGCUCCUAAAAGAGCCGUUUGUUUUUGACGCCGGGAACUGUUUAAGCUUUUGGCUUCUUCUCUGUCUUCUUGGGUAGAAGAACAGCCUGGAUGUUGGGAAGAACACCUCCUUGUGCGAUGGUGACGCCGGCGAGCAGCUUGUUCAACUCUUCAUCGUUGCGGACAGCAAGCUGAAGAUGACGGGGAAUUAUUCUGGUCUUCUUGUUGUCACGAGCGGCGUUACCCGCCAACUCGAGGAUCUCAGCGCUCAAAUACUCGAGCACUGCAGCCAAGUAGACUGGAGCACCAGCGCCAACACGCUCAGCAUAGUUGCCUUUACGAAGAAGACGAUGGAUACGACCAACAGGGAACUGAAGCCCUGCUCGGGAUGAUCGGCUCUUAGACUUGGUGCCCUUCGCCUUUCCUUUACCGCGACCAGACAUGUUUACAAGACUUAUGUUAAGCACGUAAUAGAGCUAGUGAAAUACUUAAAGUUCCUUGAAAGCCAUGAAAUUUAUACGCGCGGAAAAAUUUGAAUAGGAUCAAAACGCACCAAUCAGGCUAAAAAAUUUAAGUGGAUAAUGAAAUAUGAUGAUGUAUGCAAGAAGCUUGUUGACCUUAAACAAGAGAAACCAAUGAAAACUCAAAGAUUUCGAUCCGUAUGUUAAUUGAUCCCCUGCUGGUUUUGUUAUAAAUACAAUAUUCAGCAUGUGUGAAUCAUUCACUUCCAUUCUGAUCAACAGAUAUGGCACCCAAAGUUGCAGGAAAGAAAGGCGAGAAGAGAGCUGGCAAGGCCAAGGCCCCAUCUGAUGGAAAGAAGAAGAGGAGGGGAAAGAGAAAGGAAAGCUAUGCAAUCUACAUCUACAAAGUGUUGAAGCAAGUUCACCCUGACACUGGUAUCUCCAGCAAAGCCAUGGGCAUCAUGAACUCGUUUGUCAACGACAUCUUCGAGCGCAUCGCUACUGAAGCUUCGCGCCUUGCUCACUACAACAAGAAAUCAACUAUCAGUUCUCGCGAGAUCCAGACCGCCAUCAGGCUGCUUCUGCCCGGUGAACUGGCCAAACAUGCUGUCAGUGAAGGAACCAAAGCUGUGACGAAGUACACCAGCAGCAAGUAA